AUGAAACAAAAAACUAGCAAACAGAAUAAAAAGGCCGGCAAGGGAAAUACUAAAAAUGAGAUUGUCGAAGAUGAGAUCUUACGCACUGAAGAGCCCGUAAACGAAGAAGAAUGUGAGAAUAACUCCGAAGAGUCGGAUGACCAGGACGACGAAGAACCUACCGAAUGUGCCAUUGAAAAGGAUGAGCCAACCAUACCAUCUAAAGUGAAGGUAGGCCCAGUUGCAGAUGAUGUACCUAUUGACUGUAUUGUACAUGUAAACAAACUGCCCAAAAAGACAAAAGUGAUCGAUAUUGUGGAGGUUUUCGCGGAAUACGGACCAAUUGACACUGUACACAUACAAGAAGGACCUGCAGCCUGUACUGCAAAUAUUGCUUUCAAGAACGCAAAAUCAGCUACUGCAGCACUAUCCGCAGACAAAGCGAGUAUAAAAGGUUCCAACAUUUCUGUCACUAAGAAGCAAAUAUCUGCCAAAAAGCAGAAAAAAACAAAAGAGUCAGCACCGAAAGAAGACGCCCGUGAACGAACUGUUUAUGUCAAAUUUCUAAAGCGUGGAACCACUGAGGAGCAGUUGAGAGAACAUUUUAGUGCCUGUGGUGAUAUCGAAGAUGUACGAAUUAUUUUAAAAAAUUCUAUAGCAUAUGGUUUUGUUGCUUUUACCGAGAAGAAGAUGGUGAAGGAGGCCCUCAAACUACACAAUUCCAUACUGAACGGGAGUACAAUUGGCGUACUCGAAAGCAGUGCUGAUAACAAUAAAGUGAGCAAGCGUGAUCCCUCUCUCACUAUAGUGUUGAAAAAUACCCAAAAUUUGGAAAGUGUCGAAGGAGAUAAACUUGAGUCAAUAUUUGAAAAAUGUGGUGAAAUAGAAUCAAUGGAUGUGGUAUGUAGAAAAAAUACAUUGGCCUUCAUUACGUUUAAGGAAAAAGAAGCAGUCGAAAAGGCAUACAAAUUAAAUGGAAAAAAGGUCAAGGACAUUUCAUUAGAUUUGGAAGCAUACAAUCCCGACAAACCAAAGACAUCCAUAUUUGUAAGCCAUAUUGGAAAAGAUGUAACGGAGGAAGACUUAAAGGAGCACUUCUCAAAGUCUGGGGACAUAUCUUCUGUAAUUCUGAAAAAAGGAUUUGCAAUUAUACACUUUAAGGAUUCCGAUGGGUAUUGCAAAUCAUUCUUGUUGAACGAAAGCAUCCUGAAAGGACAAAUGUUAUUCCUGGAGCCACACUCGAUCCGAAAACAAACUAUGUUAAAGACAAAGAAUAACAAGGGUACAAAACGUCGCUCCCAACAGCCGAAUGGUGUAUUUAGCGCAAAGAAAACGAAGUCUUCGUGA
Musca vetustissima is the source of this 1326-nucleotide messenger RNA. Its product is annotated as DNA-binding protein modulo-like. Gene Ontology annotation, molecular function: RNA binding. The record is from RefSeq and is a predicted model, not a curated record. Lineage: Eukaryota; Metazoa; Arthropoda; Insecta; Diptera; Muscidae. The coding region runs from base 1 to 1326 and encodes 441 amino acids. The transcript has 4 exons.